GCUGACGGGCCGGUGGAGGACAGUGUUCUGUAACAGUAGCGAUGGCGGCGCUGUGUGUGUGCUCGGCUCGGCAGGGCGCUGCGGCUCUCCGCUCUUCCUCCGGCCUGCUGGCUUUGCGGUAUGUCCAGACCGCUGCAGCUGCGGCUCCGGCGGUUCAGCCGCGGAUUAAGAAGUUCCAGAUUUACCGCUGGGACCCGGACACACCCGGAGACAAACCCCGCAUGCAGACCUACGAGGUCGACCUCAACGCCUGUGGGCCAAUGGUGCUGGAUGCUCUGAUUAAAAUCAAGAAUGAGAUGGACUCUACCCUCACCUUCAGACGCUCCUGCAGAGAAGGUAUCUGUGGAUCUUGUGCAAUGAACAUUAAUGGUGGGAACACGUUGGCCUGCCUCAACAAAAUUGACACCAACAUCAGCAAAGUGUCCAAGAUUUACCCCCUCCCACACAUGUAUGUGGUUAAAGACCUGGUGCCGGACAUGAGUAACUUCUACGCUCAGUAUAAGUCCAUUGAGCCGUACCUGAAGAAGAAGGAUGAGAGUAAGCAGGGGAAGGAGCAGUAUCUGCAGACUGUGGAAGACCGACAGAAACUGGAUGGUCUGUACGAGUGUAUCCUGUGUGCGUGCUGCAGUACCAGCUGUCCAAGUUACUGGUGGAAUGGAGACAAAUACCUGGGACCUGCAGUUCUCAUGCAGGCGUAUCGGUGGAUGAUAGACUCGCGUGAUGAUUACACAGAGGAGAGACUGUCCAAACUGCAGGAUCCGUUCUCUCUGUACCGCUGUCACACAAUCAUGAACUGCACCAGAACCUGCCCAAAGGGUCUGAAUCCGGGGAAGGCCAUCGCAGAGAUAAAGAAGAUGAUGGCCACGUAUAAAGAGAAGAAAGCAGCCACUGCGUGAUCUGCAGUCCAGCCCUCCAUAGCAACAGUCCAUAGCAACAAUAUCACAAUAUCAGUAUACAGUACUGACAUACUCGGAGAUAUGUAACCAGCUUCCUGACCCAGCCUAACCAUCCACACACACCCAGCACAGCCUCCUACCACUCCACAAUACAGCAGACUGAUCAGUGUAUGUGUGUGUGAGUGUGUGUGUGUGUGUGUGUGUGUGUGUAUAUAAGAGAAGUUACAUAAAUGUUAAUUUAAUGGAUUCUGCAUUCCUUCAUUACUGUCUGUUAUAUGGUUACAUAGACACAGUUCAUGUGUGUGUGUGUAUGUGUAUAUGAAGACAGGUGUGCAGCACAGGUGUGUGUGUGGGUGUGGUCUGGUCAGCACAUACUAUACAGUCUCCUCCCGCUUCUAUAGGAGAUCAGUUUUGUGUAAUAAAUAAAUGCAUUACGUCCACA
Messenger RNA from Astyanax mexicanus (Mexican tetra), 1338 nucleotides. It is a transcript of the gene sdhb, whose product is annotated as succinate dehydrogenase complex, subunit B, iron sulfur (Ip). The coding region runs from base 42 to 896 and encodes 284 amino acids. The transcript is spliced from 8 exons. The record is from RefSeq and is a predicted model, not a curated record. Lineage: Eukaryota; Metazoa; Chordata; Actinopteri; Characiformes; Acestrorhamphidae. Gene Ontology annotation, biological process: aerobic respiration; tricarboxylic acid cycle; respiratory electron transport chain. Gene Ontology annotation, cellular component: mitochondrial membrane. Gene Ontology annotation, molecular function: electron transfer activity; 2 iron, 2 sulfur cluster binding.